Molecule: messenger RNA, 387 nt
Organism: Ilyonectria robusta
Lineage: Eukaryota; Fungi; Ascomycota; Sordariomycetes; Hypocreales; Nectriaceae
Exons: 1
Molecular function (GO): oxidoreductase activity
Source: RefSeq, a predicted model, not a curated record
AGCGCAUGGAGGCCCUUAGGACAGGUUGAGAAUGCUCCACUCGGCGUCUGUGAUCGGCGCUCUGUUCACAGUGAGGAUUUGAUCGAAGUCGACAAAGUACUUCCCAACGUUGUGGAGCUAGAGGCUUAUCUCUACUCUCGGCCGCAUCAUAAAUGGUAUUAUAUAUCGAGGCAGACACCGGGAGAUAUCCUAAUGUUUGUGCAAUGGGAAGGCUACGAAAUUCCCAGUGAUACCAGUAGGCCAUCCAGGACCCUUCUUUCCUUCACUGGAGUAGGAACUGACCUAGUAAUAGCGGGUGUAUUUCAUGCGUCUCUAAGUGGACCACAGACGACGGUGGGGAAUAAGCCACGCGAAUCUAUCGAAGUGCGCAUGAUUGUGAUUUCAUAA